GAUUUCCAUUAAUUGUUCGGACUGCAGGCAAGGAUUUCUUUUCCCUUCCUUCCCUUGGCAGGCUCUGGAGAGAUUUUAGGGUUCUUCGGAGCCCUGAACGCGCUGGAAUUACAUCGCAAUCACUGGAGGGCGGGGGAUUCGGUCGGAAGUCCCUCUCUGCCGCCGGGGAAUCUGUGUUGCCUUUCUCGGGGAAGUUUCCUUUGGUUUCAGCGUGAUUCGGGGCUUUCCUUUGGGAAAUACUCGUCUUUGAUGCCUUGCUGCCGGAGUUGGGUUUAAGCUGGUUGGUUCUUCUUGUGUUUGGUACUUGAAAGGUCGGAUUUUUCUGGUCCAAGUACUCGGAGUUCCAGGUGCUUUGAGGAGCUCCUUUUCAUCAUUUGAGUUGAAAAAGCUAAGAAAGCAGAGGCAUUGUUGAAGUUUCAGGCAAUCUCGGCUGCGUCAUGGUUUUCAGCGUGCUUCAGGUAUACUGGACGAAUCUUGGCUCUUGAUCUUCGAUUCUUCUGUUCGAUAGUGAGUUGACAUGACUGAAGCAAAGUAGAGAGCUUUCUAAAUGGGGAGUUAUAUCCCCUUGUUUGGUUGAUCUUAUUCUGAAAGUGUGUACUUCCUAGAGAUGAUAGCGGAGGAAUAACACUAUGUUUUAGUCUCUGGGAACUGUUAACUAUUGUUUCGUGAUCUGGAUCCCUCUCAUUGUGAUAAGGAAUCUGGAUGAUAGUAGUGAAUCUGAAUUGGUGGAUAUCCUUUAAAGAUUUACUCUGAGAAUUGAGUAAGACCGAUGGAGUUGAUUCACCAUUUCAUGAUUCUCCUUUCACUCCUUGGGGUAUUAUUCGCACACCAAUUUGAGGCCCAAUCCGCGGGUGCAUCUAGGAGCACUGCAAGAUCAUUAGAUGCGCUCCUUCAGGACUACGUUUACAGAGCUUUUGUUCAGCCCCGCACCGGAGUUCCCUAUGAUGGCACUGCCCCUUCCAAUCUCACUGGCAUCAAGAUUGCAGCACUAAGGCUCAGAAGUGGAAGUCUGAAGAAGAGAGGAGUUGACAAGUAUAAGGAAUUUGGGAUCCCAGAUGGCGUCGUGGUGCGACCUUACGUAGAAAGACUGGUUCUCGUUUACCACAAUUUGGGCAACUGGUCUUCUUUCUACUACCCUCUUCCUGGUUAUGCCUACCUGACUCCUGUGCUUGGUCUCCUUGCUUAUGAUGCAGCAAAUUUGUCGGCUACCAACUUGCCCGAGUUAGAUAUUGUGGCUUCAAAAUCACCCAUAUCCAUCAAUUUCACAUAUGUCAUUCCUGCGCCAAGAGGUGCAAUUGCCAGAUGCGCGCAGUUUGGUAUAGAUGGCUCACUGGAUUUCAGAGACUUGGUAUCGAGCAAUAUUUGUUCCACUUACAGACAGGGCCACUUCGUCAUUGUGGUCAACUCUAGUGAGAUUGCUCCCUCUCCAGCACCAAGUCGAGCUCCAGGGCCGGCUCCAAGCCGCGUUGGUUCUAAGAGUAACAAAUCUAAGGUGUGGAAGAUAGUGGGUGGCGUGGUCGGUGGAGUUAUUGCUUUAAUUUUCUUGGCUCUACUUGUUUAUUUGAUGCACCAGUAUAAACAUAACAAGAAGGUGGCACGGAUGGAGCAGCAUGCGGAUGCAGGAGUAUCGGUACAUACAACAAGGGUUGGAAAUACACAUGUUCCUGUGGCAUCGGGGACAAGGACACAACCAAUGCUCGAGAAUGAACUUGUUGCUUAAGUGCUUUGUGGCAUCGGCACGGGAGUCCCCUCAGGGAUGGAACGCAAGGAACGAGUGAAGGACCGUCAUUCAAGUGUUCUAUAUAUAGAAUGAGCAGGCAACCAUUUCAUUGUUCCUUGUGACCUUGUGUUGGUUGAAAUUAAUUUUUUUCGUUAUGGGUUAGGUUCUGCAUUCUACUUAUUUAUGAUAGCAGUAGACAUUCUUUCGGGGAAGUUGAGCUUACGUCGUGUUGUUGUUCUGGUCCUGAUUGUUGCUGUUACGACAUUCUUAUUGUUCGAAAUGCCUUGUGUCAUGUAAAAGCACCACGAAGGAUAUGGCAUUUCUUGGUA
This is a messenger RNA of Musa acuminata AAA Group (dessert banana), 2049 nucleotides long. RefSeq lists its product as uncharacterized. The coding region runs from base 770 to 1720 and encodes 316 amino acids. Gene Ontology annotation, cellular component: membrane. NCBI's taxonomy places the organism in Eukaryota, Viridiplantae, Streptophyta, Magnoliopsida, Zingiberales, Musaceae. The record is from RefSeq and is a predicted model, not a curated record. The transcript has a single exon.